UAUUGCUAUUCGAAUGUAUAAUUUCUGAUUCGUCCUCCUAUGCUGAGGCUUGGUCAAAACCUGACUUAACGCCUUAAAUUGAUCUUCUCAAUUGUGAAGGAUGAGUGGUUCGUAAUCAAUCAACUAGUUACACAGGUUUACCGGAGAUAUUUUACCUGUACAGGUGAAAAUAAAAGUGUUGAAAUGCCGAGAGAAAGCAAACCCACGCUCUAGUCAACCUUCAGUAUGGGGUCGUCUUUGCAAGUGGAAAUUGAUCAGCUACCUGUGUUACAAAUGUAUUACCUGCUCCUUACACACGUUAGAGGAUGUGUUUGUAAUGUUUGAAAUGCAUUUUUCGGAUUUAUAUGUUCUUACACAGGAACACCAUUAGAUGGCGUAAUAGCACAGUGAAGGGCCUUCAUAUAAUAACAACGUUUUGAAUUUAAAAAUCUAAAAAAAUGAAGGAGUAUAGAAUAUCGACGCUAUCUGUAAUUGAAGAAAUUCCGACAACAGAAAGUUACGAUGUUACAAAAAAUGACACCGAAGAAAAUGACUUUAUUGAACCCAAUAAUAACAUUGAUAAAGGAAACGAAACAUCAAACAGUGAUUUCCACGGAAACAACGAUCUCCAUGGAAACAAUGAACUCCAUGGGAACAAUGAUCUCCAUGGAAACAAUGAUCUCCAUGGAAACAAUGAUCUCCACAGAACAAACGAUCAAUGUGAGAAAUGUGACACAGGCAAUGGCAAUGACCUUGGAACAUUAAAGGAAAAAGCUACGAAACUAAAGUUAAAAACCAGACGAACAAGUUAUGUGACAUGGGAAACAGAGAAGUUAGUUCGAUCCGGUGCGUUAUUUAAAGCGAGGCUACAGCACGAGGUGGUCAAAGAUCCACAGGAUGACCAAAGCCUUACACCCGAACGGAAAGAAAAAAUCAACAGUGACAUCGGAUGGAUCCGGAAAGAACUGCAUGCCAUGAGAAUAUUCGAUCAGAACCUGGCGAAAAAACUUCUGUCUCUGCGGCACGAAAUGCAUUCAUUAAAAUUGAAAUGGAGUUGUGACGAUCACAAAGAAAUGAUGGAAGAAGUCACGUGUGAUUUGGAGGAGCGUCAGGUUCUUCAAGACGUUUGUGAUCUGCCGCUUGGCCCAGUUGAUAUUAAUCCGCUGAAACAUCUAGGUGUGACGAGGAUGCAUUUAAGUGCACGACGUUUCAGUACGUGCUAACAGAACUAAAUCUAAUUCUAACAACAAUGAGGACAUACGUCGAGAGUAUCCUAUAUUACGCCACGUGCCCGUUUUUGCAAUAUAACAGCGACUACUAUUGGUUAAUUAUCUGACAGUUUUGAGUUAAGUGAACAAAUAAUAUUCAUGCAUUUUAUUGCAUGUGUGCAGUAACAUAAAAUUAUUUUGAAUGUAUUGUUUCCGUUGAUUUUCGAUAUUAUCUGUAUCUCUUGUUGUUAUUCAUAAAAACGGAAAAUACACACACAAUCAUAUGAAGUUAUUCAGCAAUCUCAUUAAUCGUAUUACAAAACGCUGAGAACUUACCUCGCCUCGAUGGAAGUUAAAUUCCACCCACGACCAAACAUGUUUGUUAAAUGCAAUAUGACCAUAUCUGCUGUUACAAUGUAAAUGGUGAAGUAAUGUCUAAAACCAUCGGAUAUACUUCUUUAUUACAUAAGGGUACCUGUCCUACUUCACUUUUUUCUUAUAUACAGUAACCUCCCCUUAAAAUCAUUUUGGAAGUAACUGUAUCGCAGUUUGUAUGAAAAUAUUAUACUACAAAACCAUAAAGAAAAGUGCACCGUUUUUUAAAUAUAUAUAUGCCAAUAAUACUUUGAUAAAGAAUGAUGUUUCCUUCCAACGAAUAGUAACUGGACAUCUUAUAACAGUUAACCCCCCUUUUGAAGAGUGUCAUAAUACCAUUCUUCACAUUCCUCAUUCCGUGCCAAAAUUAUCUGAAUCUGUAACCCUGUUGUUAAUUCAUGCAUAGCUUAUCGAAUUUUUAAAAAGUCUUAUCACACACUCAGUAGAUUAGAAACUGUUUGAUACAAGUGAGACAUGUACAUAGUCUUUCCUAUUAUUUACUACUUGUGGUUCAGUAAAUUGUUUUGUGUGAUUUGUGUGGAACCUUCUGAGACGAAACCAGGAGGCCGUAUUUGCCUGGACCAAAUUAAAAAAUUUAAGUUCCGGUUUUGAAUCUCGGUCCAGUCCAGCUGCUAUUUACACUCAGAAAACUGUUGUAUUUUUUCAUUUAAUUAUGAUUUCUUUUAAGCAAUGAUUUAUCAAAGCUAUAGUUGUGCCAGGAGAGACAGUUUUCAAUGUGAGGUUACGGUUUUUGGCAGUGGGAUCCUUAAGUAAAUCAGUUGAUACAUACCGUAUAUGACGACAUUGGAUUGAAUUUAUUAGAAACAAAAGGCCACUUUUUAUAGAUUGCAAAUAAUGAAAGUGUCUCUUCCUGUGAAAGUGAUGUUUUGAUUGACAUAUGAUUAAACAUUGUAUAUGUUGAAAGAGUAUAUUGUGCACAAAAUAAACUGCUACAUCAGUAUAUUAAAAUAUGUUGAAUUAUAGAUAAACUUCUUGGUUUGCAGAAUUUGUUUAUAUAGACACGUGUGGAAUUAUAUUGCUGGUUUAAAUUGUUAUUAAGGAUGUACUCUUCUGAGGUUUCAGUCACGUUCAAGUCUCGUUUUGAUCUAGUGUAACGGGUUUUU
Molecule: messenger RNA, 2686 nt
Organism: Mizuhopecten yessoensis (Yesso scallop)
Lineage: Eukaryota; Metazoa; Mollusca; Bivalvia; Pectinida; Pectinidae
Product: protein FAM167B-like
Exons: 3
Coding region: 438-1202 (254 amino acids)
Source: RefSeq, a predicted model, not a curated record